Molecule: messenger RNA, 336 nt
Organism: Hippopotamus amphibius kiboko
Lineage: Eukaryota; Metazoa; Chordata; Mammalia; Artiodactyla; Hippopotamidae
Product: spermatid nuclear transition protein 4-like
Exons: 2
Coding region: 1-336 (111 amino acids)
Source: RefSeq, a predicted model, not a curated record
AUGACUAAGGUAACCAGGAAACUACGGGAGCCAAGAAGAGAUGUGGUACAGUACACUCCAAGGACCAAAGGAAGGAAGAAGAAGACCUUCUAUCAACUAAGGUCCAGAGAUGGUGUCCAGAUACAAAAGACAACCAUGAAGGCCAAAAGAGCUCUUCAAGGGAAUUCGAGAAAAAAAUUUCAAACAUCUGCCACUCAGUCAAAAGAGGUGAAAAAAGCAAGAAAAUCAAAUUGUUUUGUCUGCUACUGCGUACUUAAUAAGAAAUUCAAUGAAAGGAAGAAAGGGAAUCAAAAUAAGAGGCAGAAUCAAAAUAAGCGGCAGAAUCAAGAGAGAUAA